AUGGUGGAGGCAAUGACAUCACGUGCAGGUAGUGCCGACGCUAUGACAGGUCAGCACGUCACUACCAGCUCACUGAGCAUGCGCAGGAGCGGGAGCCUCGAGCAGAUUUCGAAGGCCACGCGAGUCAUCGUGCUGUCCCAGAGCCGCCACCGUCCUCACUCCCCGGAUAGGUUCAACAGAGGGGCGACCUUCAGCAACGCGAACUUCGAUUGGAGUGAGAUGACGUUCCUGCACUUGAUGCGAGCAUACAUAGAGGGCCAUGCUUUCGUCCCUCGCGACGGGCAGCAGACAUACGCCCAGGACAGCGAGCACGGAACGAAUCGUCAGGGAUCGUUCGACUGGAAUAAUACACAGAAGACGCGGCAGUCCACACACACUCAGGAUCGUGAUUUCAGCAACGAAGCGCAAGACAAAGGCGCUGCGGACGAUGGAGAACCCCUCCUCGGUAACGGCCAUAGGCACGGCCAACGACUAAAAGACCACUCAGUGUCGUACCGGGACCAUCUGAUCCCUGGAACGUCCACGCCGGGCCUGUGGUGGUGGGACUCGAGCAUCCCGAUCAACCUGGCGGAGAUCGAAGAGUGCAACGAGCUUCACCGUCGAGACCUGACUGGUGACGUGGCUUACACAGGUCCUCCUCUUACUUGUAGAGAUGAUCAGCAUGCCGGACCGGGCACGUCUUCUGAUCUUGCUACCAUGUUACUCAACCUAAUAUGUAAUUCCUUCUUAGGUAUGUCUGAGACAUUCUGCUGCACGUGA
Molecule: messenger RNA, 759 nt
Organism: Penaeus monodon (black tiger shrimp)
Lineage: Eukaryota; Metazoa; Arthropoda; Malacostraca; Decapoda; Penaeidae
Exons: 2
Coding region: 1-759 (252 amino acids)
Source: RefSeq, a predicted model, not a curated record